AUGUAUGUGUAUAAAGGAGGCAUUCUCACAUGUUCACGUCAUGUUUUUGUUCUUUCUUGGCAGAUAGCUGGGGUCCCUCGAGUGUAUAGAGUCUUGGGGCAGCUUCAUCUGUUCUUUCAGGGAGCCCUGGACGAGACUGACCCUCAACGGCCGCAUGUGUUGCUGGCAAACUACCUGAGCAGCUUCAACAACUGCCUUCGAGCCACAAGCCUCUAUGCCGUCUGCUGCCGUAACCCCUGCGAGAGCUUGCUUGCGUCCCUGGAAAGAGAGGUCGGCGCACCCUAUGCGACCCCGGACCAGCUCGCUGCGUUGGUGGCGAACCUGUCCACUGACACUAUGGCCAAGCGCUCGAGCCCCGAGAAGUUCGAGGCAAAGCUCCUGGAGCGCUUGCGCUCCAUCGGAAACGACGAGGGCCAGGUGCCGCUGCAUGGACGCCUUUUUGCUCAGUGGAUGCACCACGCCUUUCCCCGUGAGUGUCCAUACCCGCAUGCUGCUGGCACGACGAAUCCGCAGACGCCCGACGAAUGGAUGAAGGCAAUGGGGAAAAGCACCGCCAUAUCUGAGGAGCAGAAGCAGGAGAUUGUUGCGGCAUACUGCCCCUCGGACCCGGAAGCUCAUCAGGCAGCGAAGGAGUGCCACGCCGAGACGGCGGAGCUUCCCUGGAGUGAUCGGGAGGAGCUGCUGGCAGUCCACGCCAGCGUUGCGGCGACCGGCGCGACCAAGACAAAGGAAGCCGACUGCUUCGGCUGGCUUUGCUUGGCACGACGCCUCGUCCCAGGCUUGGCGAUUCUACUCUGGCACCGCAAACUGGCAAAGCUUCGACACGGUCUUCUCCUCGGCUUCUUGUCCUGGAUCGGCAUUGCUUUGGAGCUGGUCGACUUCCGCGUUGUGGUGGCGUCGGGCCUUCUGUACCUGCUGUGGCAAAAGGCCACCAGUUCCAUUGUGGACAAGAUUGAGACGAAGACUGAGAAGUGCGAGGUGUAG
Symbiodinium sp. CCMP2456 is the source of this 984-nucleotide messenger RNA. The record is from the annotation of a GenBank genome assembly. NCBI's taxonomy places the organism in Eukaryota, Dinophyceae, Suessiales, Symbiodiniaceae.